Cadophora gregata is the source of this 198-nucleotide messenger RNA. RefSeq lists its product as uncharacterized. The record is from RefSeq and is a predicted model, not a curated record. The transcript is spliced from 3 exons. Lineage: Eukaryota; Fungi; Ascomycota; Leotiomycetes; Helotiales; Ploettnerulaceae. The coding region runs from base 1 to 198 and encodes 65 amino acids.
AUGGCCAGAGGAAAUCAGAGAGAUAAGGCGCGCGAGGCCAACCAGAAGAAGAUGGCCGACAUGAAGAAGGGAAACUCCAUGUCUGGAUCUGAGAUGCAGCGCGAGAAGGAGAAGGUAGCUGCGAAGAUGAGAGAGAAGCAGGCUGCCGCGGAUGCAAAGAAAGCCGCCGAAGCUGCUGGAGGCGCUGCGAAGAAGUAA